Molecule: messenger RNA, 4115 nt
Organism: Panonychus citri (citrus red mite)
Lineage: Eukaryota; Metazoa; Arthropoda; Arachnida; Trombidiformes; Tetranychidae
Product: frizzled-8-like
Exons: 3
Coding region: 152-2182 (676 amino acids)
Biological process (GO): non-canonical Wnt signaling pathway; canonical Wnt signaling pathway
Cellular component (GO): plasma membrane
Molecular function (GO): Wnt receptor activity; Wnt-protein binding
Source: RefSeq, a predicted model, not a curated record
AUCAGUUGAUUUUGUUUCGUCUUUGUUGAUUGUGGAUUUUAACUCAAUUUUGAUUGUGUUAAUUUGUUUCUUUCUCUUCUCAUCUUGUAGUUGAGAAAAUUGUUUGUAAUUUGGUGUUCACAUGAGACUCAACGGAUUAGAUUAAAACCCCAUGGAUUUUAUUUCUCAUGGUUGUUUAUCUAUAAUCUCAUUGGUAACCAAUAUGAGUUCAUCUUGUUCAUCGGUUUUUUAUUCUUACCUUAUGUUUACCUUUAUUUUUACAAGUUUACCUUGGUUUCGAAUAUCUAAUUAUAACCUGAUUGUUUCAGCUGAAUUAUAUUCAGAAUCACGGCCAAAAUGUGAAGAGAUUAAUGUUCCCAUGUGUCGAGGGAUUGGUUAUAAUAUGACCUCAAUGCCAAACCAAUUUCACCAUGAGAAGCAAGAUGAAGCGGGAUUAGAGGCUCAUCAAUUUUGGCCACUGGUUGAGAUUAAUUGUUCAGAUGAUUUAAGAUUUUUCCUUUGUUCAAUGUAUACACCAAUUUGUAUGGAAGAUUAUCAUGAAAGGUUACCCGCUUGUCGAUCAGUUUGUGAACGAGCUCAGUCUGGAUGUGCAUCUAUCAUGUCACAAUAUGGUUUCCCUUGGCCCGAGUCAAUGGAUUGUAAUAAUUUCCCUCCUUAUGGAUCACCGAAUCAUCUUUGUAUGGACCAAAAGGAAGGUGCAUCACCUCCAUCACCUCCACCACCACCACCACCACCUCCUCAACUAGUAUCAUCAUCUUCAUCACCACCUCAAACAUUUUUCUCUUCAUCACCUUCUCCUCCACCUUCAUCAUCAAUCUACUCAACAACAUCAACUUCAUCUCCCAAACCUCCAUCAAUUAUCACCUCUGGUUCCAAUGUUUCUCAUAUUAGUACAACUAAAUAUCCUGAUUUAAUUCAUGGUAAAACUCAUGGUCACCCUCGAGCUGGAUGCCACUGCCACUGUCGUCCUCCACUGGUCACUAUUCAUGAACCAAGUGAUCAUUACAGUAGGAUUAUUACUGGUGGAAUUACUAAUUGUGCUCAAGCUUGUCACUUGAAUCCAUUUUAUACCAAACAAGAACAAUCGAAGUCCCUUCUAUUGGUCACUAUAACAGCGUUUGCUUGUUUAAUUUGCUCCCUUUUGGUUGUUUGUACCUAUCUAACCGAUCGAAGUAGAUUCUGUUAUCCUGAGCGGGCAAUCAUUUUCCUCUCUGGGUGUUACGUUAUGGUUUCCAUUGGAUUUCUACUUCGCUAUCAACUUGGUCACUCGUCUAUAGCCUGUGAGGGAAGUCGACUACGAUACUCUGGCAUAGGAAUUCAAUCAUUUAAUUGUACUACAGUUUUUAUAUUCAUCUACUUUUUUGGUAUGGCUGCAUCUCUUUGGUGGGUCAACUUGACCCUUGCCUGGUUUUUAUCUGCAAGCCUUAAAUGGUCAACAGAAGCCAUUGACAAUCAUUCUUGGUAUUUUCAUGCUCUCGCUUGGGGGGUACCGGCAAUAAAAUCUUAUUUAGCCGUUUCAACCUGGGCUGUAGAUGCAGAACCAUUGGCAGGUAUCUGUUUAGUGGGUAAUCUUAAUCCUCACCACCUGAUGCAUUUCAUCAUUGCACCUUUAUGUGCCUACUUAAUUGUAGGGAUUUUCCUCCUACUCUCAGGUCUUAUUUCAUUAAUGCGUAUACGCCGAGCUAUACGUAAACAUGCACGCCAAGUAACCGAUAAAAUUGGCCUGGUUAAAUUGAUGAUAAGGAUAAUAAUCUUUUCUGUUUUAUAUAUUGUACCCACUCUUGUUGUCAUCAUUUGUAACCUUUACCAAUACUCAUAUGGACCCAUUUGGGAGGUCAAUCAUAACUGUCACUGUAGCACCAAUCGUCUGGAAACUCCUUAUGUUACCAUUCAUUUAUUCAAAUAUGUAAUGACCCUUGUGGUUGGUAUUACCACUUGUUUCUGGAUAAUCUCUGGAAAAACGCUCGAAUCAUGGUGGCAUUGUACAGCGGAAAGACUAUGUUGCUGUUGGGGUAUUAAAGCGCCCAAUCCAAGAGGUCAGUUGAUUGGGUCAACGGGAGGAGGAAGUAGCCAAUAUAUUGUAAAUAGUCAACGAAGUUACAAACAAAUCAAUCAUAUUGCUCAUCUAUCGGGAGGAGGUGGAGGACAACCUCAUCGGAAGAUUUCACUCUCUCAUGUUUAAUUAAUGUCUAUCUGGUCUCAUCAUCUUCAUCUUCAUUCUCACUGCCAUCUCAGGAUCUCAUGGUGUAUAAAAAAAAGCAUUGAAACAUUUUCUGUUCCAAUGUGAUUAUAUUACAUUCUGAAAGAAAUCAAAUCUUGAUGCUUCUCCAUUGGAUCGAUUUAUCUUCAUUCGUCUUCAUGAUGUUUCUCAGUUCUAUUACCAUGAAAGAUAUAAUAAUAUAUAGACACACCAAUAUUUUCUGGAAUACUCAGAGACAAGAAUAAUAAUCUCAUGUCAAUCACUUUGGAAUCACAAGAUUUAUAAUAUACCUUUUUGUUUGAAAUAGACUUUGACUGUUCAUCAUCACAAUUAAUUCUGAACAAUCUGAUCAAAUUAUAUUCAUCGCCAUCAUGGAAGAACCUUUCAUCUUAUAUCAAGUUGACAACUAAUUUAAAGAUAAAUUAAGAAUCGUUGCUUUAUUUAGUAGAUGAUUGUUCAUGAUCAUCAUUACAAUUCUGAACACAUGGGACCAGUUUCUUCAUCUUAAUUGUUUACGAUUUAAUUUACGUCGAUUAUCAGUAUCAUCAUCAUUAUUAUACAUUCCAGUUGAAUUUAAUCCGAUUCCUUAAUCCAAGAUCAUCAUUGAUUUUUAAGAAAAGUUUCGUUUCAAAUUAUUUCUGCCCAACAAUUAAUUAGUUUCUGUUGGACGAUUUAUCUUAUUUUACAAAUCUAAUCAUCAUUUAAUCAUCUUCGCCAUCAUAAUCAACUGAUUCAUUGAAGAUUAUUGAUCAUAGUCUCGAAACAAUUAACGAUAGAAGAUCAAAUUUCUACCAAUCUCGAUUAAAUACUGGCCUAUGGACAAUUUGGUCACAUCGAUUAUCAUUUGAUUACUUUAUCUUAGUUUUAAUUCAUUUAUCAUCUUCGUCACUUAUUAACUUAAUUACAAGAGCAAUUUGAAUAAUCAUAUAAAUCCUCUGCAACUAUUGUUGCAUAAUUAUUAUUAUACCAGCCAAUUAAUUGGACAAUCUCAUUCAACAUCAAUGUAAGAGGAGCUUAAGACAAAAUCAAUCAAUCGGAUGAAUGGACAACAAUCAGAGGACCUCUCAAAAAGCCGAAUUACAAUUAAUUAUCAACAAUUUAUAAUUAAUUCAACAUCUUUUGUGCCAUCAAUGUUUUUUUCCCUUUCGACAAUUUGUAAAACUUCAAGUCAAUUCAAUGAUCUGAAUGUUAUUCAACUUUUCACAUCUCAGUAUUAUUAACUAAUUACCUCUCAAUUGUAAUUAACAAUUUACCUUUGCACAACAUAUACAUUCCUAUCAACAAUCAACAAUUAACUUGUUUAUAUGUAGUGAUCAAAGGAUAACAACAAACAAUUUUAUACAGACAAACAGGGUAUCCCGAUAAUGGAUAAUAUUAAUUGUCCAUUUGAUUGUAAUAACUUUUUAAUCAAUAUUUCAAUUGAAAAUCAUAUAAAUUUAACCCUCUAAUUUCCCGCCAAUGGUUAGUUGAUUAAUCUAAAUUAUGGUUAAUCAUCAAUGGAAAACUGUUAAUAUAAAAACAAACCUUUUUAUUGUUUUCAGUGAUAAUCAGGAUAAUGUUAAUCAUUUGUAAUUAUUACUAAUCAAAUCAAUUGGAGAAAAUCGAUCAACAAUUUCACUAACAAUCAAUUGAUUGUAUUAACCAUUUUUAUCAGUCAUCUUUUGUUUACAAUAUUUUUAAUCCAAUUAACUUUCCCAUAUUUAAGUCAAUUACUGUCAUCAAAUCACAAUUAACAAUUAACAUUCAAUCGUCCAAUACCUUUUAAUCACUACAAUGGAAGCCAAAAACAGGGUAUUUUUAGUUAAUUUUCAUUUGAUUAAUUGUUUUAAUUGUGUUUCCCUCAUAACAAUUAUCAUUUUCCCAAUGACCCUUUUAAUUUAGUCUCAUCAAUGUGGUAAAUUGUUUUGUAAAAUUA